Molecule: messenger RNA, 2127 nt
Organism: Penicillium griseofulvum
Lineage: Eukaryota; Fungi; Ascomycota; Eurotiomycetes; Eurotiales; Aspergillaceae
Product: putative DNA helicase
Exons: 4
Coding region: 1-2127 (708 amino acids)
Molecular function (GO): RNA binding; ATP hydrolysis activity; 5'-3' DNA helicase activity
Source: RefSeq, a predicted model, not a curated record
AUGCCUCCAACUCCGACCCCAAUCCCCCUCUUCGCCUCAACCCAACUCACCCUCCUCCACGAAGAACACGCCGCCGAAGUCGCCUCCUCAAAACUCGCCAGCACAGCCGCAACAGUCUCCCCCUCAACCCGUCGAACCCUACAAGCAACCGGCUACGCCCUCACCGGCCUGAUCCUCUCACAAUGCCGAACCGGUCUCGGCGGACGCGUCGUCGGCGAGUUCGCCCCGGACCCGGCAGUCGCAUCAGACGAGACUAGAGCCGCGGAUGGGACGCCUCGACUUGGGGCGCAUGGGAUUCGCGUUGGGGAUGUUGUGCGAGUUAAUGAUGUAGCGGGGCCUAAGAAGGGCGGGAAAGACAAGGAGAAAGAGAAAGAGAAAGAUGAGAAGGGCGUCGAGGGUGUUGUUACGCGCACUGGGGAUCGGGCUGUGUGGAUAGCGUUUGGGCGGCAGGGUGGGAGUACGUCUAAGGAGGAUGAUGAGGCUAUUGAGGAGCUUUGGGGGAAGAAGGUGUGGGCUAUUAAGCUUGCUAAUGAUGUUACGUAUAGAAGAAUGAGACAGACUAUGGAGAAGAUGGAGAAGAUGACGGAAUCUGAUUAUUCGCAUUUCAUGCGUGUUGCGUUUGGAUAUACGACCCCGCUACAGUUGGAUACUGAGGCGUGUGGACCCGUGGAAUUUACGGAUCCCACACUUAAUGAUUCGCAGAAGGAUGCUAUUUGCUUUGCGCUGGCUUCAAGGGAUAUUGCCUUGAUCCAUGGCCCGCCUGGGACGGGAAAGACGCAUACGCUUAUUGAAUUGAUUUUGCAAUUGGUUCAGCGGAAGAAACGCGUUCUCGUCUGUGGACCGUCGAAUGUUUCUGUUGAUAAUAUUGUGGAACGUCUUGCUCCUAAGAAGGUUCCUGUUGUGCGCAUUGGACAUCCGGCUCGUCUGCUUCCUUCUGUUCUGGAGCAUUCUCUUGAAGUCCUUACGCAGACCUCUGAUGCUGGGGGUAUUGUGAAGGAUAUUCGGAAGGAGAUUGAUGAGAAACAGGCUAGUAUUCGCAAGACCCGGUCUGGUCGUGAACGACGAGGUAUCUAUGAUGAUUUGAAGUUGCUUCGGAAGGAGUUCCGACAGCGCGAGUCUAAAUGUGUGGAUAAUCUGGUGCGCGAGAGUAGCGUGGUGUUGGCUACUCUUCACGGGGCUGGAGGUCACCAGUUGAAGAAUCAGAAGUUCGAUGUUGUGAUUAUCGACGAGGCGAGUCAAGCUCUCGAGGCACAAUGUUGGAUUUCUCUUUUAGGUGCAGAGAAGGUGGUGCUUGCCGGUGACCACCUGCAAUUACCGCCGACCGUUAAAUCUACCGGGUUAAAGCCCAAGGAUGAAGAUUCCAAGGGCGAACACACGGGUACCAACACCGAGACAUUGAAGGGUGUCUCUCUUGAACGCACAUUAUUCGAUCGUUUACUAGCUCUGCACGGACCAGGGAUCAAACGUAUGUUGACUACGCAAUAUCGCAUGCAUGAGACAAUCAUGCGAUUCCCCUCCGACGAACUCUAUGAGGGGAAGUUGAUAGCCAGUGACGCGGUCAAAGCCCGUCUACUAGUUGACCUACCUUACGAGGUCGAGGGCACAGAUGAUACGCAGGAACCACUAGUCUUCUGGGACACGCAAGGGGGAGAUUUCCCCGAAAAGGUGGAGGAUGAGAUCAGUAAAAAGGGGGCGUUGCUUGGAGACAGCAAAAGCAACGAGAUGGAGGCCAUGGUCGUUGCCAGACACGUGGACAAUCUGAUUGAUGCGGGGGUCAGACCCGAGAGCAUUGCUGUGAUCACCCCUUACAACGGACAAUUGGCUCUCUUGUCACGAAUGCUACGAGAGAAAUACCCCGGUCUCGAACUCGGCAGUGUGGAUGGAUUCCAGGGCCGGGAGAAAGAAGCUGUUGUGGUGAGCCUGGUACGUAGUAAUGCGGAGCAUGAAGUGGGUUUCUUGGGUGAGAAACGAAGAUUGAAUGUUGCCAUGACGCGACCUAAGCGACAUUUGUGUAUCUGUGGUGACUCGGAGACGAUCAGUCAUGGAAGUAGCUUUCUCAAGCAUUGGAUGGACUUUCUUGAAGAAAAUGCCGACUUACGAUACCCCGAUGCGGGAGAUUUACUAUAG